AUGCCCGAAACCCCCCGAAAAAGCCUCGACGAAAGCCGCGAGGACGACGACAGUCCCACAAAUCCAGCCUCCUCCCUCACCACCCUCCUCCACACCACCAGCACCCUCCUCUCCUGCAUGCGCCACCCGACGCCGCCACCGGCCGCGAACUCUACAACUUCUUCGGCGGGCGUAAGUAGGUUCGUCACAGGGCGCGUCCUCGAGCACACCACCGCCGACGGCGCCAUCCUCGCCAUCAAAGUCAACACCGUCACCGACCGCUCCGAGCCCGCCAUGAUGCACUACGCCGCCACCCACGGCGUCCGCACGCCCCGCGUCCGCGGCGUCUACGACGUCGUCGCACACACCCGCCGGCUGGCGCGCGCGAUGGUCAGUGAGCGUGUCCCCGGGGUGCCGCUGGCGGAGGUGUGGUUGGGGAUGGGGGAGGUGGAGAGGGAAGUGGUGAAGGAGCAGUUGAGGGGGCAGUUGGUGGCGAUGCGGGCGUGUAGGGAGGGGUUUAUUGGCGGGGUGGGUGGGGAGAAGGUGCGGAAUGUGUAUGAUAGGAUGAGGGACUUGUACUGUGGGCCGUUUGAGGGCGAGGAGGCGUUUGAUGAGUGGUGCUUGGGUCGGAUUCUGGGGGGGCCGCUUGUGCGUGCCAAGUGGAGGUUGUUGUUGAGGAAUGAACGGCGGGAGAGAAGGGGGGCGGGAGUCGGGGGGAAUGUGGUGACGGGGAUUGUGGACUGGGAAAGGAGCGGGUUCUUCCCGGAGUAUGCUGAAUAUGCGUUUGCGAUGGUUCUGUGUCAUGCACACGAGGAGUGGUGGAUUCCUGUGCUGAAGGAGCUGUUGCCGCCUUGUUCGAAACGAAGACUUGAGUUUACAGCCUUGGUCGAGGAGGGAGUGGUGAAUUCGUGA
Messenger RNA from Chaetomium globosum CBS 148.51, 891 nucleotides. RefSeq lists its product as uncharacterized. The coding region runs from base 1 to 891 and encodes 296 amino acids. NCBI's taxonomy places the organism in Eukaryota, Fungi, Ascomycota, Sordariomycetes, Sordariales, Chaetomiaceae. The transcript has 3 exons. The record is from RefSeq and is a predicted model, not a curated record.